GAAGGUUUCACGCGCUGGUAAGGAGAUUGGGCCGACCAUAUGUACCUCCUUACAGAGAAGAAUUUAACAAGCUGCGAUCACAUUUCAGCGUAAUGCAGACGACAACCUCAUAAUGAUAUAUGGGUUAUCGUGUUUACAUCUAAGUUGUUGUAAACAAAUAGAGCAGCAGUUGCAAUGUUAAAAACAUACAAACAGUGAUGAUGACGAUGAUUGACAGUGAUGCAACCUGUGCUGUGUCAGUCUCGUGAUCCGACUUAUUCACAACAGGUCAUCAAUUCAUCAAGAAUUAAUCCGUUACCAGAAAAUCAGAAACAUGUCAUCGUGUUGAUCUAAUACAAGACAAGAAACUAUGGGUGGAUCAGUUUUAUUCAUACCUGUUUUUUUCGCACUGGCGAGUUUGGGCGUAUAUACUCUGUCAGUGAAUUUUCCAGAACACACCGGCCUGCACUCCAACAGCUCUGAUCUCAAGUUUCCAACGAAUAUGGAUGAGUUACAGAGUGUUGCCAACUUCCUACAUGACUACAAGAAUGAUCACUUCAACUACGUCAUGCUCCUCUUCACUUCUGCAUACCUCUACAAGCAAACCUUUGCAAUUCCAGGAUCAGUGUUCAUGAACCUACUAGCUGGUGCUCUAUAUGGUCCAUGGGUUGGGUUCAUCUUGUGCUGUUUUCUGAUAUCCUGCGGUUCCUCCUUCUGCUACCUCCUGUCUGAUUUUUUUGGCAAAAAAUAUAUUAUUCAAUAUUUUCCACAAAAAGUGAAAUAUUUUCAGACUUUGAUUGAGGAAAAUCUUGACAGUUUGUUUUUCUUCCUGCUGUUUCUCCGCUUGUUCCCAAUGUCACCGAACUGGUUCAUGAACAUGGCUUCACCCAUAGUGAACAUUCCCCUCCACAUCUUCUUUCUGUCUAUCUUAGUAGGUUCGAUGCCAUACAUAUUCAUCUGUGUCCAGACUGGCUGUGUUCUGUCUCAGAUCAGAUCUCUGGAUGAGAUCUUCACAUUAUGGACGAUGGCCAAGCUGUGUGGAAUAGCCAUUGUGGCCCUCUUGCCUGGCUUUCUUAUAAAGAAGCAUUGUGCCAAGCAAAAAAAGAAAGAGUAGUGUAGCAUGUGAUGAUUAUAAUAUUAUGAACCGAUGAGGGUUUUGGAAGACGAGAGAAGUUACACUUGCCCAUCCUGCAGGAUUCACAAUUGUCUCCCACUGUCACAGUAUUUCAAGACAAUAUAUAGUUUCUUGUUGCCAUUUCCAAAUGAAACCACUGAAUUGAAACAUAUGUAGGCAAAGAAUUGUGAAUAGAAAUAAGUAUGAUCAGUAUUUGAUAAAAUCAUUAUCAAACAAUGCUGAAAGGAAUGUUUUACAAAUGUUGCAGAAACAUGUAUCUAUUUCCCUUCUUUUAUUUAUUACCAUCACUAUAUCUACUACAAAAUUGUUAGAAUGUGAGUUACUGUGAAAAUGCUGGUCACUUCUCAUAUUUCACAUAUUUUGCACCAAGGAAGCUAUGUACAGAGAUGUUUGUGAAUUAGCUGUCAUUUGAUGUUUGAAAAACAAAUUGAGUGUUUGAUGCAAUUUCAUUAAAAUCAGAUCUUAGUUCUCGCUACUGCUAAACA
Molecule: messenger RNA, 1599 nt
Organism: Haliotis rufescens (red abalone)
Lineage: Eukaryota; Metazoa; Mollusca; Gastropoda; Lepetellida; Haliotidae
Product: transmembrane protein 41A-like
Exons: 5
Coding region: 350-1093 (247 amino acids)
Source: RefSeq, a predicted model, not a curated record